Molecule: messenger RNA, 453 nt
Organism: Neurospora tetraspora
Lineage: Eukaryota; Fungi; Ascomycota; Sordariomycetes; Sordariales; Sordariaceae
Exons: 1
Coding region: 62-298 (78 amino acids)
Source: RefSeq, a predicted model, not a curated record
UUUUUUCCUUUUUUUUUUUUUUUUUUUUGGGGGGGGGGAUUUUGGACAUUUCUUGCAUGCAAUGCCUUACCAUCAUACAUACAUACAUACAUGUUCUGCUCCGUUUUUGUUCUCUUGCUGUUUGUUUGUUCUCUUGCUUACCUACUCACUUAGGGGAUUGAUUCUCUGUAACGUACCUUGCUUGAUUGAGCGUGGACUUUUUGAGGUGGCUUGUUUUGUUUUUUACUUAAUUAAAUCUUGCUCGAAGAGUGUUGUUGAUGUUGAUGUUGAAACAUUUGGUUGGUAUCUUCGUAGUUGAGAAAUGGUGUUCGUCUGUCUAGCUGGCUGGCGCAUCUGUUGACACGCACUCAUGAACUGGAAUUUUUAGUUGGGCCAUCCAUCCCUUUUGAGACGGUUUAAUCAACGGCCAAAUGCACGCAGAGAGACAAGACAGUGACUCGCUAGUGGUGUUUA